GAAGCCUACGUGCAGAAGCUGGUGAAAGUAUGCACAGACCUGGACCGCUGGAGCCUCAUCUCACUGUCUAACAAGAGCAGUAAGAACGUGGAACCCAAGUUUGUGGACUCUGUGAGGCGCCAGUGCAAAUUCAGCGUCGACUCCUUCCAGAUCAUCCUGGACUUGCUGCUCCUCUUUGGCCAAUGCUCAUCCACACCAAUGUCGCAGGCCUUCCACCCUACUGUGACCGGCGAGAGCCUCUAUGGGGUCUUUGCUGAGGCCUUGGAGCACCUGCAGCACCAAGUCAUUGCCACACACAGCCCCGAGGAGAUCCGAGGUGGUGGCCUGCUCAAGUACUGCCACCUACUGGUACGGGGCUUCCUGCCAAGGCCCAGCACUGACGUCAGCCCCCUACAUGUGUUCGCGUUUCUUCAUCGACUUUUCUUCAUCGACUUUUCGGAAUUCGUGGAACAGAGGCGCAUUCUGGGGCGCUACCUGGAGGCCCACUUCGGCGGAGCAGAAGCAGCCCGAGGGUAUGUUUGCCUCGUGACACUGCCCCAGGUGGUCAACAAAAGCACUGUGUGCCUCAUGAGCCUUGAGCGCUGCCAGACCCUGAACCUUAUUGCUAGGCUUGCCCUCCAGGCACUGGCUGAACAGGGCCCUGCUGCCAAGGCUGCCCUGGCCUGGCGACGUCCUGGCUCAGAUGGGGUUGUGCCAGCCACUGUUAAUUACUACGUGACCCCCAUGCAGCCUCUGCUGCCCCGAACUCACUCCUAG
Mastomys coucha (southern multimammate mouse) is the source of this 756-nucleotide messenger RNA. Its product is annotated as terminal nucleotidyltransferase 5B-like. The transcript has a single exon. Gene Ontology annotation, biological process: mRNA stabilization. Gene Ontology annotation, molecular function: poly(A) RNA polymerase activity; RNA binding. The record is from RefSeq and is a predicted model, not a curated record. The annotation marks the transcript as partial. NCBI's taxonomy places the organism in Eukaryota, Metazoa, Chordata, Mammalia, Rodentia, Muridae.